Aspergillus ochraceoroseus IBT 24754 is the source of this 1055-nucleotide messenger RNA. Its product is annotated as isopenicillin N synthase family dioxygenase. The record is from RefSeq and is a predicted model, not a curated record. NCBI's taxonomy places the organism in Eukaryota, Fungi, Ascomycota, Eurotiomycetes, Eurotiales, Aspergillaceae. The transcript is spliced from 4 exons. Gene Ontology annotation, molecular function: dioxygenase activity. Bases 57 to 1055 code for a protein of 332 amino acids.
CUUGACUUCCCCUUUGCCAGCCAGCCACUUGUUCCAAUAAUCAGGCAUCAAGAGUCAUGGAGAUUCCGGUUCUCGACUACCAGGAUUUCGCCAAGGGGUCCCAGGCCCAGCGAGACACUUUCUGCCAGCGUCUCUUUGCGUCGUUAUCCUCUGUGGGGUUCGUUAAGAUCCGGAACCAUACGAUUCCAGAAGAGGUGGUGGAGGAAGUGUUUUCGUGGAGCCAGAAGUUCUUCGCCAUGCCACUUGAACAGAAAGCCAACGCCGCCCAUCCGGCACAAGCAAAUCCACAUAGAGGCUGGAGCCGCGUAGGACAGGAGAAGCUCUCCGUCAUCACGCAGGGGAAAGCCAUAUUCGAUCUCAAAGAAUCCUUCGACCAGGGCCCUCAAUCAGACACCCUCUACCCGAACAUCUGGAAUCAAGAAUCCGACCUCCCUGGGUUCCGCGCCUUCAUGGAAACCUUCUACGAUCGGUGCCAUGAACUCCACCUACAGCUGCUCGCAGCCAUUGCAAGCUCCAUGUCUCUCCCCGACCAGUUCUUCGUCGACCGCUGCAGCCAGAACAGCAGCGAGCUUCGACUGAACCAUUACCCGGCCGCGAAAUGCAGCGACCUGCGUGAUGGCGCCGUGAUGCGCAUUUCCAGCCACACGGAUUUCGGCACCAUCACCCUGCUGUUCCAGGAUUCUACCGGCGGGUUGGAGAUCGAGGAUCAGCAUUGCCCAGGCGCUUAUAUACCGGUUGUGCCGCCGGCUUCCCUAGACAGGAGCCCGGCGGAGAUGAUUGUCAAUGUCGGGGACUGUUUACAACGGUGGACCAAUGAUCAUUUGCGGUCGGCAAAUCACCGGGUUACAUUGCCUGUUGGGUUGAAGAGGAACGGCGAACCUAGGGAAGAUAUCGUGGUUCAGGACAGGUACUCCGUGGCGUAUUUUGGGAAGCCAAAUCGCGAUGUCCUGGUUGGCAGUAUCCCGGCUUUAUUGAAGGACGACGAGGAGGUAAGGUAUCAGGAGGACAUUACCGCGUGGCAGUACAACCAGUCUCGAUUGUUGCAGACUUAUUAG